Molecule: messenger RNA, 3934 nt
Organism: Xiphophorus hellerii (green swordtail)
Lineage: Eukaryota; Metazoa; Chordata; Actinopteri; Cyprinodontiformes; Poeciliidae
Product: DEP domain-containing protein 1A-like
Exons: 14
Coding region: 337-2754 (805 amino acids)
Biological process (GO): intracellular signal transduction
Source: RefSeq, a predicted model, not a curated record
GUCGUGUUCGAUCAGACGGGAUUCUUUGGCUUUGUCCAGGAAGUAGACGAGCAGCAGAAGCUUCUUCAGCGUGAAGCGGGACAGCGCCUCCUCAUGGCCUGGAGCAGAAAUGAACUUCCGGAAGCGAAUGCGUGUCACGUGAUUUGAGCGCUGUCCAAUCAGCUGCCAGAAGCGGACGGCUCGUAAUUUUGAACAGACGGGGAGCAGCCAGCGAUGAGUGCUGCAGCUAGUUAGCUGGUAGCAAAACAUCGACAGAUAUUUCUCCAAAUAAUGGACUUUACGCUGUUUCUCUACUCUGGAUAAGGUGGAAACAAAUCCGUGUUGCUAUUAUUAAACAUGGACUCUCAUAUUAUCACUCCUGGACCCUAUCGAGCCACAAAAUUGUGGAAUGAGGUGACACGUUUGUUUCGGGCCGGCAUGCCCGUCAGGAAGCACCGGCAGAACUUCAGGCACCACUCUUCCUGCUUCACGGCCGCCGCCGCCGUGGACUGGCUGCACCAGCUGCUCCAGAGCAACAGCAACUUCGGCCCCGAAGUCACCAGGCAGCAAACCCUUCAGCUGCUCAAGAAGUUCCUGAAGAACCAUGUGAUCGAAGACGUGAAGGGCCGCUGGGGAACGGAGGACCUGGAGGACAACCACAUGCUCUUCAGAUUCCCGUCUUCUUCUCCUCUGAAACCGAUCCCGUGUCCAGCUCCGGCGGCGCCAGACUCCAGGUCCAUAAAGAAGCGGCCGUCACUCCGGGACCGGGAAGGUUUCUUCAGACUGAGGAACCUCAAGAAGCAGGAGAAAGACUCCAUGGAGAACGUGGAUCCUGCGCUCCAAACGCUGCAAGACGAAUCAAAUCCGCCGACAGAAGAGCAGCAGCACCAGAGACGAGAGCUGACGCUGGAGGAUGAACAGGAAAUCUGGAGAGACGUCACCCUGACGCACCUGCAGAGGAUUCUGGGCGUCUCUUCUCUGGAUGAGGUUUUGGACCAGCGGCACAUAAACCCCCAGAACAUCAUCCACAACAUGACUAAUGUCAACAAACACGGAGUCGUCACGCUGGAGGACAAGAGCAAUGAUCUUCCUCAUUGGGUUUUGUCCGCCAUGAAGAGCCUGGCGAACUGGCCGAAGUACGACAGCGACCAGCCGUCCUACCCCGGGUUCGAAAGAGACGUCUUCAAAACGGUGUCCGAUUACUUCUACAGCCUCCCUCAGCCGCUGCUCACAUACGAACUGUACGAACUGUUCAUCAACGUCCUGGUGAUGUGUGGAUAUGUCGCAGCGCCCCCUACGCUCCAGCGUGGGAAGCGGAAGAGUUCGGAGCUGCCGUCGGUUGCGGCGCCGCCGGCCAAGUCGUCGUUUCUCUCCACGGAGUGCCUCCUCCUGUCGCUGCUCAGGCAGGGCUCAUGCGACGAGGCCGAGUCGCCCAUGAGGGACGUCCUCAGCGGGACGCUCCAGUCACGCAAGGAAUCGGGCGGCACGAAUCUGAAAACGGUUAGACUUCGCACAAGAAGCUGCUCCCUGGAAACCAUCCUGGACCGCUCUCCUCCUCCUCCAUGCGGCCUGCAGCCGUUUCCGUCCAGCAACGAAAAUCUUGUUUUCCCACCUCAGGAAGGGCACUUGAACACAACGUUUACGACCAAAGCGGACAGUUUUGUUCACGAAAACGCAGCAGGAGUUGUAACCAGGAGGAAACGCUCCGCGGGUUCCAGGGUUAGACCGUUAGACGGUCAGGCGUCGGCGCGGCCUCGCAGCGCCAGCAGCUGCCUGGACAUUGUCAUGGAAACCAAAGAAGAAGAAUAUGGAGGGAUGAAAUGGUCCAGCUGCCUCAACAUGAACCAGUAUCCUCCGUCUUCCUCCCAACAUCUUCUCUCUAUCCCAACAAAAGCUCAAGCUCAUGGCUCAACCCCCGCCUGCAGUACCUCUAACCUUUGGGCGCUGCCGGCGCCCGCCGUCCGCCGCUGCCUCAGCUCGCUGGACGUGUCCAAGCCGCCACAGCCGCAUCGGUCUGCGUCGCAGCUCAAUCUGCCCGUCUGCGUGGCUGCCAGAAACUUCCAGCUCCCCCAACCCAAACCUGAGCACAGCGUUCUCCAGCCGCAGUGCGAGCGCGUCGCCAUCGAGGCGCUGCAGCUCUGCACGCUGCUCCUCCCGCCGGCGUCCCGCAGGAAGCUGCAGCUCCUCAUGAGGAUGGCGUCCCGCAUCAGCCAGAACGUGGACAUGCCGCGCCUCCAUCCGGCCAUCGGCACCCGGACGCUGAUGGUCCACACGUUUUCAGGCUGCGUCCUGAGCAGCGCGGAGGACUGCGACCUGGACGAGCUGCUGGCGACCCGCCUCGUCUCGUUUCUGAUGGACCACCAGCAGAGCGUCCUCUCCGUCCCAGAAUACCUGCGGAGCGCCAUCAGGGACCACAUCCACUACCUGCGUGCCGUACAGGUUCCUGUCGACUCGGGUCCAAGCGACGGCGCCGACCCGGUUUGCGUUCCCAUGCCGAUGUACGCGUUCUGCAAACAGAUAAGCGGCGCUGAGUUUGAGCAGCAGAAAGCGGAGUCGUCCCAGAAGGCCAUGGAGGAGCUGCUGGAGAUCCUGCUGACGGACAGGAACCUCACCGAGAAGGACCGGCGCAAGAAGCUAAAGCAGUUUCAGAGGCAGUACCCUGACAUCUACAGCCGCCGCUUCCCUUCCUGCGGCGACCAGAGCAAAACCGACAGCAAGCCAAAGAUCAAACCGCCGCUGCUCAACAUCAAGAAGACCUUCAGCAUCAGGAACUGACGCCAUGACGCUCACAUCACGGUCAAAACUGUUACAUUAUUGGUGGAAAACUCCACUGAUAUCCGUUUGUGUUGGUUCAUUCUGUAGAUGAAGAGCGUCUCAUACAGGCAGCUGAACAGAUUUAGAGUUCACACUUUGUUUUCUUUUCAAAUACUCUGCAAACAGCAUUUGCAGCAAGUUUGGGAGAAAUAUUAAACUUUGAGCUUAAAUUUUAACUUAUAUAAAUAAUUACAUUGAGAGGAGCUCCAUUUGUCUAAAGUUUUAAAUCUUUUAGGAUAUUUUUUGCUUUUAUUUUAAAUGUUUUUAAGGACGUUUUGUUGUAAUGGAGGUUUUUGUUUUGUUUUAUGGCUUUAGGUUUCCAGAUUUAACUGAAAUAAUUCAAGUGGAGCUGGGAUUUUUAUUUCUAUAGCGCCGUGUUAGGGGGAUUGCAGGAAGAAGACAAAAAAAAAAAAAAGAGUAUUUUUCUGACAAAAAAAAAAUUAUUUAAGAAGUUUUCUAGAAAAAACUUGGAAAUUUCUGAGUUUGAAAAAUCUAAAAUUUUACAGAAAAACAGAAAUGUUGAGAUUAAUCUGUGAAUUUUCUAGAAAAAAAACUUGGAAGUUUUGAGUUUCAAAAUGUGAAAAUGGUUAAUUUUUCAACUACCACGUUUUCCACUUUUUUUCUAGAAAAUUUCUCAAAUUAUUCUGAAAAUAUAUAUAUUUUUUUAGAAAUGUACUCAUUGUUUUUGUUCCUUCUACAUUAGCUCAAAUACGGUGUCCGAUAUUUCUGCUUUAUAUGCAGGUUAGAAAAUGUUUUUCAGUGUUUAAGAAGAAAACCUUCAUUCACCGCAAUGUUAAUCUUUUAUGAGUCAUAAAGACUCUUAGUUGAGGCUUAAUUCAGCAUUUUUUAUUUUUAUAAAUUAGGCCUUUAAUUUACUAAAUGCAAAUCAAAACUCCUAAAUUGUUACUUUUCAUGCUACAUGCUCACAGGUACUUCAUACAUAGAAACUAACUCCUACUUUUAGUUUCCCCUCUUUUGUUCUAAAUGUGUAUUUGACUUUAUGAAGUUUGUUUAUACCUCAAAUGAAGUUAAGUGACCACAGAAAUACUUUGUGUUUUUGUCAAAAACUGAACAUAGGAGUGAAAAUGCACCUAUAAAUGUUUACUAUGCAAAUGUUGGGAAAUAAACCUGGUUUGUGUGA